Miscanthus lutarioriparius is the source of this 1431-nucleotide messenger RNA. The record is from the annotation of a GenBank genome assembly. NCBI's taxonomy places the organism in Eukaryota, Viridiplantae, Streptophyta, Magnoliopsida, Poales, Poaceae.
AUGGCGGAGCGCCUCGCCGCCUCCCUCCUCCCCGCCGCCUCGCCGUCCCCGUCCCCGUCCGCUCGCCGCGCAACGGUCGCUGCCGCGGCCGCCGCCUCUUUCCCCUCCCCAUGCUCCGCCCGCACGGGGCUGCGCCUACGCUCCCGCCAGCCCCUCCUCUCCCAGAAGGCGGCCGGGCGCGGGCGUGGCGUGCGGGUGGUCCGGUGCAUGGCGGCGUCGGACGCGGCGCAGCUCAAGGGCGCGCGGGAGGACAUCAAGGAGCUCCUUAAGACCACAUACUGCCAUCCCAUCCUGGUCCGUCUGGGGUGGCAUGAUUCUGGUACCUAUGACAAGAAUAUUGAGGAGUGGCCACAGCGAGGUGGAGCUGAUGGAAGCUUAAGGUUCGAUGCUGAGUUGAGUCAUGGAGCCAAUGCUGGUCUGAUUAAUGCAUUGAAGCUUAUCCAACCUAUCAAGGACAAAUACCCAGGUAUCACUUACGCAGAUUUGUUCCAGUUAGCAAGUGCUACGGCAAUUGAGGAAGCUGGUGGCCCGAAAAUUCCAAUGAAAUAUGGGCGGGUUGAUGUCACAGCAGCUGAGCAGUGUCCACCUGAAGGGAGGCUUCCUGACGCUGGCCCACAUGAUCCGGCUGAACACCUUAGGGAGGUAUUCUAUAGAAUGGGCCUUGAUGACAAGGAAAUUGUUGCACUAUCUGGAGCACAUACACUUGGAAGAGCAAGGCCUGACCGGAGUGGCUGGGGAAAACCAGAAACAAAAUAUACCAAGGAUGGGCCUGGUGAGCCUGGAGGGCAAUCAUGGACAGUUGAGUGGUUGAAGUUUGAUAACAGUUACUUCAAGGACAUGAAGUUUUUGAGCCAGCUUCCCUCGGAAGAGCAGAAGGAACAGGAUCUUCUAGUUUUGCCCACAGAUGCUGCAUUAUUUGAGGACCCAUCAUUCAAGGUAUACGCGGAAAAGUACGCAGAGGACCAGGAAGCGUUUUUUAAAGACUAUGCUGAAGCUCAUGCUAAGCUGAGCGAUCUUGGUGCAAAGUUUGAUCCUCCUGAGGGAUUCUCACUGGACGAUGACAUGAGCGCUGCACCUGCAGACGAAAAGACGGAAGAAGCUAUCUCUUUUGUAGCAGCGGCACCGCCACCAGUGGCUCCAGAACCAGAACCAGAACCAGCAGCAGAACCUACACCAGAACCGGUAGCAGCGGCAGUAGCAACAGCGACAUCCGAUGACAACAACGGCGCAGCUCCACAGCUGGAGCCCUUCGUCGCUGCCAAAUACUCGUAUGGGAAGAGGGAGCUGUCAGAGUCGAUGAAGCAAAAGAUCAGGGCAGAGUACGAGGGGUUCGGAGGCAGCCCGGACAAGCCCAUGCAGUCCAACUACUUCCUCAACAUCAUGAUCCUGAUCGCAGGGCUGGCGUUCUUGACAUCUCUGGUCGGGAACUGA